This is a messenger RNA of Uloborus diversus, 1028 nucleotides long. Its product is annotated as limulus clotting factor C-like. The transcript has 4 exons. The record is from RefSeq and is a predicted model, not a curated record. Gene Ontology annotation, biological process: proteolysis. Lineage: Eukaryota; Metazoa; Arthropoda; Arachnida; Araneae; Uloboridae. Gene Ontology annotation, molecular function: serine-type endopeptidase activity. Bases 5 to 1009 code for a protein of 334 amino acids.
ACUGAUGUACUGCAAGAACCCUGGAAAAGUCGUUAAUGGGGAAGUGCAAGUGUUCCCAAAUCAAGACCAAAGACGAUAUCCUGCUAAAGCGGAUAAUCCGGAGGAAUAUCCGCAAUACACUCGUAUAAAAUACUCGUGUGAGGCAGGCUAUACUUUGAAAGGAGAGGAGGAAAUAACCUGUGGUGUGAACGGAUUCUGGUCUGCUAGAAAGCCCAUCUGCGAAGGAGAAUGCGGCAAGUCCAAGAUGAGUGCAACCAACCGGAUAACAAAUGGAGAGCCCACCGUGGCCGGACAGUGGCCUUGGGUGGUAGCCGUGGCAACCGUCUCUGGCGGCGAGUCCAUGGUAGUGUGCGGUGCAGCCCUCAUAGACAGGAGACACAUUUUGACCGCUGCCCAUUGCUUCGAUGAACCGGGGUCCUUUGAGCUGUAUUUCGGAAAAUAUCAUCGGGAUGCGGCAGCAGACGACAAGCACGUGUUAAAACGAACGAAUUUGACCGUGACCAUGAAUCCGCACUACAACAGAACCACUUACGAUUCUGACAUCGCCCUGGUGCGAUUCUCGCCCGACAUUCACUACUCUACUCGCAUCCAACCCAUUUGUCUACCCAACACGGAAUCAACGGCAGACAAUAUCAGACGAGGAAAAAGUGGAAUCGUGGCCGGCUGGGGAAUAAAUGAAAGGAACCUACCCGCAGAAUCCCUUUUCAUGGCCUUUUUACCCGUCCUUCCAGGUGACCACUGUGCCAAGGCUUACCAAAAACAGGGGAAAUUUUUCCCCAUCACGUCUAACAUGUACUGUGCAGGAUUCGAGAAAGGAGUCACGAGUAUAUGCAUGGGAGACAGUGGCUCCCCCAUGGUGUUCUACGAUAGUUUCUCUGAACGGUACACAUUGGAAGGACUCGUCAGUUUUGGUGUCAGAGAUGAAUGCAGUGAGCCCGAAAGGUACACAGUCAUCACCAAAGUGCUGCCUUACUUGCCGUGGGUUAUUCGUACCAAAUUGAUUUCAUAAUAAAAUAGGAAAGAUUGAA